AUGGCAUUCUCCCAUGGCCUUCAGCUGCUGCUGGUUCUGGCUCAGCUCUUCUUCGCCUGUUCUUGUACCAAGGUACCACAAAGCCUGGCCUCACACAUCGCCAACAUGCUGGCAAUCCAAACCGCACAGGCGGUCCCAGUGUACUCCAAGGCAUCCCUCUUCCGCCGCUUCACCAAACGAGACUCACCGCUCGUCAUCUCAAGUCCCAUCAUGGCCGCACAAUCGCCGCCCGCGUCGCCUCUCUCAGCAUCACCGCCCUCACCUCGCAAAUUCCGCCGCUCGCUCCCCCGCAUCUCGGAGACCGCGCCCACACUGCCCCCCUUCAAGCCAACCCACACCCGCGUCGACUCCGGGACGUUUGCCGACCUGCCCAUCUCGCUGGAAUUCUCACGGCCCUCAACACCGCCCCGCAGCCACUCCAGCCAAUCCAGCCGCUCCAGCUCCAGCUCCAGCUCCAGCACAUCCAGCACCAGCACAUCCAGCACAUCCACCGCGCGCAGCCCGUCCCCGUACCGCGCGUCGCGCACACAGCACCCACACCCGCCCUUCCCCCACCCCACCCUCAUAACCCCAACCACCAUCUUCCUCCCGCCACUGCACAUCGCCGCACUCUACGCCGGCUGCACACCCUCAGCCUCCGCACCCUGGUUCAUCUACUCCGAAGGUCCCGACGCAAGCGGCAAGCUCAAAGUCCACUUCCACCGCGCGCGCACCGGGGUCAAGGUUGCGGAGCUGUUCGUGGUGGUGGAUUUGAGGGGCGAGGGGGCGGGGAUGGGCGUCGGUGUUCGGUGGGACGGGGUGUGGGGGGUGCAGGCUGAGGAGGUAGUUAGAGGGGCGUGUUGGGAGGGGUUGGGGGUUUGGCUUGAGGGGGGGUGUUGA
This is a messenger RNA of Boeremia exigua, 879 nucleotides long. RefSeq lists its product as uncharacterized. The record is from RefSeq and is a predicted model, not a curated record. The transcript has a single exon. The coding region runs from base 1 to 879 and encodes 292 amino acids. Lineage: Eukaryota; Fungi; Ascomycota; Dothideomycetes; Pleosporales; Didymellaceae.